Cinara cedri is the source of this 13145-nucleotide messenger RNA. The record is from the annotation of a GenBank genome assembly. Lineage: Eukaryota; Metazoa; Arthropoda; Insecta; Hemiptera; Aphididae.
GUUCGAUCCGCGGUUUAUAGCGCACCGGCAGAUGUCGCUGCGCGUCGCGCGGCGCGCGCCGAGCACCGGAGAAACAGGUCUGGCAAUCGAUUCGAAGGCUUCCCGACGUCGCGGUACGCGUUCGUCUUAUUUUUUUUCCGUACUACUGGAAAUUCACUUAUCAUUUAUCAACCGCGCGCAGUUUGGCAACAUUAAAAGUUUAUAACAAUUUAUCGUUUAUCGCGGACUCCGCGGCUUUCGUCCGGUCGCUGUCGCCGCGCCGUAAGUUGCCGUCCGACCCCGACACGCGCAGUGUCCUGAGUUUUGUUUUUAAAUCUGUUGUCAAAAGACAAAAAAAAAACCUAUCCAUAGCGUCCGGCGGGUCGCAUUAUUGUACGCGUUUCUCUUAAACCCCGCGGUCGUGGACGUCGCUGAUAAUUAUUUGUCACAUAUUACUUCGGAACGCUCGUCGUUCGACUACAACUCGAGUCGUCGCGCGUGCGCCGUACCGGUACUUUAAGAUAAUAAUAAUAAUAAUAAUAAUAAUAAUACAUUUAGAUUCUGAUUGUUACGCAUAGGUUCUCUUUUCGCGAUUCGCGUCCGAACGAACGGCGAUUUCUUCUCCUUCUGUCCGGCCGUCGUCGAGGCCCGAGGGGGACGCAGCCGAUCGCACUGCCACCGCACUCGCACACGCACACGCACACACAACACGCACACAUCCUUGCGAGCCGUGUAGCCACCGGAAUCGUCGUCAGUCGGUUCGCUUGCAACGUGGUGUGACAACAGUAUCCGACCAACAGCCGCAGUCGUACGACCGGGAAAAUGAUCAUCAAAGAAUUGUAAGUCUUUUCGAUAGGUUUUAUUAAAUAAAAUUCUCAUUCAGGUUAUUUUCCCGAACGGUCCGUUUACAACUCUUGGGGCACACGUCUCGGCCGCUAUUAUCCAUCCCCCGUCGUCCGUUCGCGAAUCGUUAUUGUUGUCGUUAUCGUUCGGAUUUUUAACCCUUUUUUGGCACGCAGCGAGAUGGCCUCGUCCAUGCCGGUUCGAAAUCACGCCACAUUUCGUACGAGAAAUAAAAAAAAGAAAUGAUAAUAACAACAAACCGAUUCGUGAAAUGUCAAUAUCGGUCUAAUAUUGUCGAUUUUAAUUACCCGAUACGUUAUCACUGAUGUUUUUUUUUAUUGAAUUGAAUGUAUAAAAUAAACUUCCCCCACUUAUUAUAAUGUGUGUAGUAUACUUGCCUAGUAUUUUAAAUAGUUGUUUUUGUUUCAUAGAGUAGAUAUGUGUAGGUGUUUGUAGUAGGUUUAUUGUUCUCUGUAUUCGAUUUCCCAGGAAACAGGGAUAAAAAAAAUUGUAUAUUAUGCAGAAUAUUAUGUUAUGUUCUUUUAUUCAUCAAGUCUUAUUGAACAAUACGUAUAUGUUUGGGAAUAUGAAUAAUUUUUAUAGAUAAGUAUUUUAAAAUAUCAUCGAUAUUUUUUAACUGAAGUGUAAUAAUUUUGUGUUUUAUGAUAAUUACCUAUCUAUUUAACGUACCUAAUCAGUAUUGAUAACAAUCCAUACAAAAUAGUUAAAAAAAAAAUACAAAUUUGAAUAUUUAUUUAUUUAGUUAUCAUAUUAAGUUAUUAUAUUAUAUUAAGUCUUUAGUACCGACCUAUAAUUUCAACAAUCUUUUAGAAAUUUUGCUUAUUAUAAUAAUGCACUUAGCCAAUGCAGAUAAUACUUGGUUAAAGUAUUCUAAUUUCACUUACAGUCUAAAGUUAACUAAAUAUUAUUGAUUGGACUCUUUACUAUACAUUUAAUUUUACCUAUAUUAAUUACAUACCUAAUAGGUAUAUAUCUAAUAUAACAUAAUAUAUUAAUUGUAAUAUUUGGGAAGUCACAAUCAUUUUAACGAGUAACUUGGUUGAGUAACUUAGGUACCUACUUAAGUAAAAACAAUAACAUUGUUCCCUACCAUUUACCCAUACAAUUUGUUGAAUGUUUUAAUUGGGAAGUUACGGUCUUAUGGGUAGGUAUUGUAACAAAUAUAUUUUCAACAUAAUUUAUACCUACAUACUUAUUUAUAAUUCACUCAACUGAAUAUCAGACCAAUAUUUUGUAGACAUGUUAAUUCUAUAAAUAGUAGAUACACUGAGAUAUAUAGAGGUACCUACUUACCCACUGUAGAAUGAAAUUAUUUCUAAUUUUUUAAACUACUUAUUUUUUAGUAUUUAUUUCAAAAUCUAAUCAAUGUAAUUGACAGUGUUUGACUUUGGUUAGUUAUUUUGUUCCUUUUUUUUUCUUUUAAAUUACUAUUAAAAUUUUAACGAGAAAUCAGUCAUGGCUUUGAAAAUCAGUAAUUUAUUAAUAUUUUUAUAGGUAAUCAUUAUACCUGAUAUGAUUCAUGAUAAAUUGGUUAUUGGUUAAAAUAAUGUAAACAUAUUUUUAUUGACAAAUACCAUGACUUGACAAUAUUUUAUUAAUUUUAUAGUGAUUUGAUUUAUCUCUAUUACCUACAAUUCUAAGUACCUAUUGUAAUUUUUUUUUAAACAAAGUACCUAUUUAUCAACCUAAUUGUAAUUCAUAAUAAUUUCAUGUUAAAAAAGUAGAAACAAAUGAUUAUUGUUAGACAAAAUAAAAUUAUUGGUUCUACCUUUAGAUAUAGGUAUAGGUAUUUAUUGUAACUUACUUUAGUGUAUCAUAGUGGGCCUGACCCAUUUAAAUUAGUGAUUUUUUUGAAAAUAUUAGAAAUAUUUAAAAAAAAUUAUGUAGGUAGGUAUACCUAGGUACAAUGUUUACUGGUUUUAAAUUUAAGAUAUUCUUAAUAACAGGUACCCCAAAAUAUCUAUAAUCUAUUCACAUGGCUGGAUUCACUUAAAAGAUGCCCCUUGGUUAAUAAAAAACCACCCCUUUUUAAAACAUAAAUAUUUUUAAGUUUACCUAAAAAUAUUAUUUCACUUUACUUAAAUUAAACAAAUUACUCCUCUCCACUUUAUCCAAUCACACGUAAACCUAUGUUUCACUUGCUCAUGAAAGCCACCAUUGUUUUGUACUAAAGUUCCUAGGUACUUAAAACUCUCAAUGUAGUCUAUAACUGCUUAUUGUCGUUAGUUGUAUUGUUCUGUUUCAUCAAACUCAUACUCUGUUUUACUUCUAUUUAUCCUUAGUCCCUUUCCAUUAAGUGUUACUCUCUAUUCCUCAAGCCUACUAUUAAUUUAUUCGAAAUUUUCUCCUAUCACAGCUUUAUAAUCUGCAAAACAUCAUACACUAUGACCUAACCUAACUUCCUCUCACCUGUUGACCUUGUGCGCAUCCUAGUUGUGACAAUUAUUAUUUAGAAGUCCACAUAUUUUUUGACAGAAUUUAAACCAGCUGUUGACCUGACACAACCACAUUUGUCAUCUCUCACGACAGGAGGACGUACAGUGGGAGUAUUUUGAUCCUCUUCCACAGGGAAUGUGUUGAAAAUAUUAUAAAUACGUAGAAAUAUCAUAUAUAUAAUAUAAUGUAAAGUUUUAUCACCCAUUUACUUAAUGUUCGAAUGAUAUUCAGCUAAUUCCAGGUUAUUUUUAUAAUUUUCCAACAGCGAACAGCUAAUUUAUAAAAAUAAUUAUUGUUUGAUAUCAGAUCAGAUAUCAGUAUUUAUAUACAAAUAAAUACAUUUUUUUUCUAGUAGAUAAAUUAAAUUCGCAGAUAGGAAUUUUAUCAACAAAAAUAUCAAAAGUUCUGCCACAGCCAUGACGCCCCCUGAAGUCAUAGCCCACCUAGGCUAUAGCCUAGGUAGCCUAAUCCUAAAUCCGGCUCUGUCUAUUCAGAAUAAGAAUACACCGGUUGGUGCAUGCACUAUUAAACAUCCACACACUGUUAGACCUUCUGAACCCUCAGUGGUAAUCGUUGUACUGCUAAGGAUUCAGCUAGUAGUCCAGAGUAAUUGUUAUACAUGCGCAAACUGUAUCUACCACCAGGUGUGCUCUUAUUCUGAAUUAUGUAUAGUAUUAGUCUAAUAGGUAACUAUCAAUAUAUUAGGUAGUUUGGUCCCGUGUAUCUAAUUAUAUAUUUAUUAGAUUCCUAAAUUUUUACUUUAGUUUUAUCGUGAUGAUCAUAUUUUAAUAUUAAACAAUUUCAGUUUACUAUUUUAAUUAUUUUUAACAAUCACUACCACGUCAAAAACCACUGACGUACUGUAAGUGUAGAAAUGUGGAAACAACAAGGUAUUUAAUAGAAUACCCAAUGUUACUAGUAAAAGGACAGAUGGUGGAACUUUUAGGACAAUAACUAAAAUUUAAAUACCAUUAACUGGCAAGCGAAGAAGAAGCGAUUGUUAUUAAACGUAUAAUGUUAUAUUUUAUUAAACCUACCUAUCAGGGAUGUGGAGAGGGGGUGAUUUUGAAAAUACAUAAAGCUUCAUUUUUGAAAAUCAGCUAUAAGUCAUAUACAUGAUAAUCACUCAUUAUCACUAAAAAUUAACUUUUUCAAAUUUUUUUUUUACGAUUCAAGAAAAAAACAUCUCUUAAAUGUUACAAUGCCAUUAUUUUUAGAUGGUGAAACUACUAUUGACUUUCGAUAAUUUAAUUGUAACCUAUAUUAAAAAUUACAUAAAUAGAUAAGAGUUUGAAUUUAGUUUAAAUAUAUUUUGGUGUUGAAAUAUAUAAUUUCCAUUAAUCUGUUUACAAGAUAUCAUACUUUUAAGUUUGGAUAGUGGCAAUUAGUGGAGCACUGUGCUGCUACACAAAAGAUGUUCCAUUGAUCGCCACUUCUUGGAUUAGUCUAUCAUAUUUUAAUUCUACUAAUUUUAUACCUAAUAUAAUUUAUAUACAUACUUAGUUUAUUAAUACAAAAUAAUUGUUUUUGUUUUAGCCGUGUGGUUCUGCCUUUAACAGUCGAAGAGGUUUGUAUUUACUUAUAUUUAUUUUGUCAAAAUCGUUAUUAAAACAAUAAUAAAUUAUUAAAAUCUAUUGCUUGUAUUAAUUUGUACACUAGAAAUGAAUUAGGUAUUGAAAAUAUAGUUAACUUUUUCAAUAAAACUUUGUACUAGACUUAAAAAUUAAUUAAUUUAUUAAUGCUGAAAGUAGGUGUAUAUAAUAAUUUAAUUUAAUAGAUAACUAAAAUUAAGGCUAUUAAAUGGUAAAGGAUUUAACAUUAUGUCAAAUUUACCAUGACAUAUUAUAUUGCAAUCUGGUUUAUCACUAAUUAAUUAUUUCUAGUUUUUCUACAGUUGAUACAUAUAUAAUUUAUGUUCUGAGAUUCGUGUAUGUAGAUAAAGUUUAUACAUAUAUUAGAAUAUAAUAUAUUGAUAGUUAAGAUAAGAAAGAAUAUAUUUGUAAAUAAGUCAUUUUUAAGAAUUUAAUAGGUACUACUUAUAUCUAUCUAUGUUAAUUUUCUAAAUUAAAUAAUUUCUAAACUAAAUUGUUAAAAAAUAGUUACCAUAACACAAAUAUUUAUCUGAAAUAUUUAAAACCAUGAAUAUUAAAUUCAAAAUUACUAUUACUUUUCAAGUAAUUUGUGUAUAUUGAGGGGUAACACAAUGAUCUGACAUCUGGAAUAACUUUGUUGUGAUCAAUAUUUUUAAGUAUUUUUUCUUUUAUUAAUUUCCAGAGCUUAGUUAAUCCUAUAUUUUUAAUUUUUUUUUAAAUUGUUUUUACAAAUUAUAAGAUAGUAAUUUUAUGAAUAUAUUUUGAAACAAAAUUUUGUUUACUAAUAUACAAAUAUUUACUAAUGGAACUUAAAUUUUCUACAAUUUUUUGAAGUUUACAAUUAUUUAAAUAUUUAAAUAAUUUUAAUUGCCACUAUUAAAUAAUAUCAAUCUAUUCACACAUCAAAGAAUUAUAGAAACUUAAUGAUCCAUUAUCAUUAAAUAUUUGUAAAAACAAUGUUUAGUUUUAGUUUAAAACAAAAUAUACAAUUUAUAGCAUAGAAUCAUUGCACUAAACUCUAAUAUUUAUCACAAGAAAAAAUCUUCAGGUAUAUCAAGUGUCAUAUCUUGGUAUUACAGCCUGUGCAUAUUUUACCAUUAUAAUAAUUCAUAAUACUAACUUCCUUUUUUUAUGUAGUUGAUAAUUUUAUAGACUAAAUUAUUAAUAUUAUUUUUCUUUUUUGUUUUUAGUACCAAAUUGCACAGCUGUACUCCGUUGCUGAAGCCAGUAAAAAUGAAACUGGUGGCGGUGAAGGAAUCGAAGUAUUAAAAAAUGAACCGUUUACCAAUUAUCCUCUUUUAGGUGGAAAGUAUUCAGAAGGACAAUAUACUUAUAAAGUCUAUCACUUGGCCAGGUAGUUAAAACACUAAUUUUUUUAGUGAUUUUGUUACAUAUUCUUAAUAAUGGGUGAUUGACCCAUUAUUUUAUCAUAAUAUCAUCCCUAAAAUUGAUAUAUAUAUAUUUAUGUACUAUAAAUAUAGUUUUAUUAAAUGAUAUUUUUUAAUAUAGGUAGGUAAUUGUGUAUAAUUUCUUAUUUUAGUAUUAAAAUAACCUCGAAAAGAAAAGAAAACCAAAGUCCAACUUUGUAUAAUUAUAGAUUCCUAAGCUAAUAUGUAUGAAAAUUUUCUCAAAAAUGAAAUUAUUAUGUAGAGCUAAUUUAUAGAAACAUACCCAUUGAGCUUGUAUUUAACCGGGUAUUUAACAUUGGAUGCAACAUGGCAUUGAAUGACAUGUUUUUGAAGGUCAUUAAACUAGUAUUGAACAUUAAAAAAAUAUAUUUAUUUUUUUUUCUUAUUAUUUAAUUAUUUCACAUUAUUCCAGCCUUGGUAUAAAAAAGAGUUUUAAUAUUUUAUUAACACUGCAUUUGAAUGUAUAAAUUAUAAAACUAAUGUCCAUAAUCCAUAUUAUCUACUAAAUUUUAAUAAUAAUACAUUUAAAAUACACAUUUUUAGUAGGUGCCAUAUUAUGAAUUUAGUUAGUUUGUAUAAUGAAACCUUGAUAUAUAAGAUCUAACCUAAGUACAUACAUUUAUAUUAUUCUAAAAUUGUUCAUUAAUAGGAAUUAAAAAUAAUUAGUUUUCUAUUUUGAUUUUAGUUUCUGAGUGAAACAAGGAAUGUAUUGGUUUUAUAAUGAUAUUUAUUUUUUUGUGUGAACACUUUUUCUACCUAAAAGCAUACUCCGAUUGUAAAUUAUAGCAAAUUUUCUCUGAGUGGUACUUUAGAGAGGCCAUUUUUUGAAAUUCUCAUUAAUAUUCGAGACAAUGAGAAAAUCCUCAGUCUUUAGAUUAAAAAAAAAUUGAAAGAUUGAAAUAAAGUUGUCAUUGGCAACCAUUUUUAUUUAUUUUUCGUGUUAUUAUUUUAAUAAUUUUACCAUAAAAUGACAUAAUAAUCAUACUAUAAAAUGACAUAAUAAUCAUAAUUGUAUUGUUGACAAAUUAACAUUAUCAACUGAACUCUGCUCAGAAUGGUUUUUCGUUAGCAAUGGUUUAUCGUUAUUUACAGAUAUACAUUAAAUUCCCGUCUGUAGCCUACCUUCCCAACUUCCUACCUACAACAGUGGCAGCACCCAUGUGCAAAGUAUGUCCGCCCUUUUUCAAUCUGUUUUAUAAAAAAUGUCUUGAUAAAUAAGUAUUGAAAUAAUGACAGAUUAAAUAUUGACGUUUUCAAAAUAAUAAUAUUUAAAAAAUUAAUUUGGUAUUUUCAUUUUUGUAACCAGUAGCAAUAUUAAUUAUUCAUGUUUUUGACAAUUAAAGAAAUUCAUAAUAAUUAAUUUACAUUAAUUAUAAACAAAUCGUAAUUUUGAUAUACUUACUUAUUUUCAUAUAUAAUGUUAUAUUAUAAAAUUGUAUUCCUAAAUAAAAAUAAUCAUAUAGUUGCUGUUACUAACAAUUAAUUGCAUACCUAGCCGGUUUCCAGGAAGGUCAUUUUCUAAUAAUUUUGUUGGCUAAUGUGGAAACAAUGAACACAUUUUUUUUUAUACUUUACAGAACCAAUUUUUAGUUUUUUUAUCAUAAAAAUAUAGUAUCAACUAUUAAUCACAACAAUACAAAAUUAUAUACAUCUAAAAACCAGAUAAUUUAAACAAUGUUAUCUCUUUCAAUAAGAAAAAUUUAAUACUGUGAAACAAAUGUAUAUUUUAUGCAAUAUAAAAAUUUUUUAAUGAAUAUAAAUAUUGAAAAUAUCAUUGUUUCAUAUUAUUUUUCAAUGGGUUACAUUAUUUAGUAACUAGUAAUUUAUACAAAAAAAAAAAUUAUUUUGUUGUUUUCGGAUAAGAACCUACUAUAUUUUGUUAAUAUUGUGAUACUAUUUUCAAUUUGUAUUUGUCGAAUAACUUUAUAAUUACUAUUUCAUAUAUUUAGUUAAUAAGAAAUACAAAAAAAAAAUUUAAUUAUUAGUAACUUCUUGUUGGUGUUCUGUUUCAUAUUAUUAAUAUAUAUACAUAUAUAUUUUUAUAUUAAAUUGCAGCAAAGUACCCGGAAUGAUAAAAUUUUUAGCUCCUAAAGGUGCAUUAGAAGUCCACGAAGAAGCAUGGAAUGCUUACCCUUACUGCCGAACCGUGAUUACUGUAAGCUAUAAACUAUUUUAAAAUACCUUAUAUGUAUUUAUGUAUUAACACUUAGUUAAUUUAUCAAACAAAUUUAAUAAAAUGUUGAAUACCUAAGUUUUAAUAUAUAAUUUUACAUUAAUUUAGUAAAUUAAAUAUUCUCUACAAAUUUUGAAAUUUGUUUAAAUGAAAAAUUAUGAUUUCCAACAUUCAUCAUUUAUGACUAAAAUGUCUAGUAGUCUAGAACAACUAUGUCCUUUAAACAUGUUAUUAUUUUUCACAUUGUACAAGAUACCCUAAAAAAGUUACUAUUUUUUUUUCGAUAUAUGUAUCUAAAGUUCUUUAUAAACCUAAUUAAUAUAUCUACAACAAAUUACUAAAGGUCACAUUAUAUUAUUUAAUUAGGGAAAAUAAAAACACACACUCCUUAUAUUAUGCCUAUAUUAUUAGUUAUAUAAUAUCUUUAAAAUACCUAUUUGAAAAAAAAAAAAACUAAUUGGUUUUCCAUUAAAUUUUUAUUUUAUAGAUCAGUUUAACUGUAUUAUAUUAUUUUAAUUAAUCGAUAAAGUUCUGCCGUACAUUCUACAUUGUACACUAAUAAUAUGCAAUUUUUAAACAGGGUGUUCUAAUUGUUUAAAAGUCUAAUAUUAUUUUUAUAGAACCCAAACUAUAUGAAAGAAAAAUUUAUGAUAACUAUAGAAUCAUUUCAUUGUGCUGAUCGAGGAGACCAAAAUAAUGUAAGUGAAAGAAAUAGGAUUCUCAGGAUAAAAGCUACAAUCUAUAUGCAAAGGGACUUUUUUUUAUGUAUGGUCUGGAUGUUGAUCGUCAUUUCUUCUUGCUUUGACAUUAUUUAGGCCAAAACAACACUACUAAUCCAUUUUAAUAUACAUUUUAAAUUCUUAUUUUUUAACAAUCUAAUAACAAAAAUAUAAUAUGGACAUAUAAUAUGUAUUUCUGUGUUUUAAAUGUAAUAUUAUAAUAUCAUAAAUAAAAAAUAAUGUAUUAUAAUUGCUUUUUGUUUGGUGGUUUUGCUUAUACGUAUAGAAUCCAAAUUAUAUGAAAGAAAAUUUCAGUAUAGUCAUUGAGUCGUAUCAUAUUGCUGAUAGAGGUACAAAAGAAAACGUAAGUGAUGUGGUUCAUGAAUUUUAUUGACACAAAAUAUUUAGUAUUUUGGCGUUUAUGAAAACCCAGAAAUCACCGUUUUAUUAUAUAAAAUGCUUAAACACAAUUUUAUUUUUUAUUAUUAGACAUUGGUUCUUAUAUUAACUGUCUUUAAACAGUAUUAUUUAUUUUUCCUGCUUACAUAUUAUUUAUUUCUAUGUAUGGUAUUAUUAUAUUUAUAUUUUAUUUUGAAAUUAAUAAUAAUAUAAUUAUUGUUUUAUUUAAAUUGUAAUAUGCACAUACACGUUCUGCUUAAUUAAACAAAAUAAUAUGUUAUGUCUGAAGUCACAUUUUUAAAUACAAUAAAUUAUUAUUGUAUACACAAUGGCUAAAUAUUUAUGUCUCAAAUAAUAAUUUAAUAAGUACAUAUUAACGUUUUAUAUUUAAAAUAAUACGGUAAUUUUCAGUUUUCAAUACAUUUCUUGCCAUUCUAUAAACUAGAAUUAUGUAGUUAUUAAAUAUGUCUAAUCAUAUAAUCAUAAAUUAGAUAAAAUGAAUACUAUAAUACAUAUGUUAUUCUAUUGUAUAUUAUUAUUUUUUUGUGACUUUGGGUAAUUUGUAUUCAUUAAUUGCAUGUUUUACUGUUCUAACAUUUUAAACCUAACAUACUAUUAUACCUAAUCUAAAUAAUGUGUAGCCUAAUUAAAUUACCUUUUCAUUUUCAUUUACUAUAAUUAUUAUUAUUAAAAUUGUGUAGGUUCAUGAAUUACCUUCUGAAAAGCUAAAACACCGAGAGGUACAAAUGAUUGAUAUUGGUAACGAUACUAUUUCACCUUCAGAUUAUAAAGAAAGUGAAGAUCCUAAACAGUUCAAAAGUCAAAAGACCGGACGAGGUCCUCUUUGUGGAAAUUGGAUAGAAACAGUAUAACUAAUUUUCAUUGAAUUAUCAUCUAAUUAUAAUAAUUGUAUUAGUUAUCAAUUAUUGUGGCUCAUUGUUUUAGGCAAGCCCAGUGAUGACUUGUUACAAAUUGGUAUCUGCAGACUUUAAAUGGUUUGGACUCCAGAAUCGGGUAGAAAACUUAAUUCAUAAGUCAGAACGUCGUCUGUUCACAAACUUCCAUAGGUUUGUUGAUAUCAUCAACUUAUAGAUACCAUAAUAUUUAGAUCGGGUUUAUGCCUGAUAUUAUCUUCUAUUUAUUAUUAAUACAUAUUUACAUAUUUUAUAAUAAAACAAUUUUGUAGACAAGUAUUUUGUUGGAUGGAUCGUUGGCACGGGCUUACCCUACAAGAUAUUCGUGAAAUAGAAGAAAAGACCCGAGAAGAAUUACACCGAGUAAGUUUUCAGAAAGUAAAUAAUUAACAAUGGUAAUAUUAAUAUUAAUAAAUUUAAUACUUUGAUUUUAGCAAUUGAAUGAGGGAACUGUUAGAGGAAUGAAAGCAGAUGCUGAUUAAAAAUAACUAAACAAAUCAAUCCAAAUGCUUAAACCUGUCUUGAAAAUUUAAGCCAUAUUUUAUUCAACUAUACCAACAAAAUUGAAUAAAAAAAAAAAAAUUAAAACCGGUUUUAGUAAUUUUUCUCACUUAGUCUAUUUUUAAUUAAAAUUUUACAUAUUAUAUUAUUAAAUAUUUUAUUCUAAAACAAUAUUCUUACCAUAAAUAUAAUUGAAAGUUGUCACGUUAUUUCUUAGGAAAGUUAGCUAUUUUAAUAUUAAUGUACCGUUGUUAUAUUUACCGACAUGUAUUUUUAAAUUGAUACUUAUUGAUCAUUAAUUAAUUUAUGGAAAGCAAAUUCAUUCCACUUUCUAUUUAUCUUGUUGUCCAUAACUCCUAAUGUAUUUUACUUAAUAAUUGGUUUAUGGAUUCACAGUGUCUAUGAGUAUUAAUGGUGAUUGUAUACAAAUAAUCAUAGUCAGAAAUAGGUUUUUAGUCAUCAAAAUGAUUAUUGUUCUUAAUUGACAUAAAAUUAUUAAACAAAAAAAAUUGUUAUGCAUUUUUGAAAAUAAAAUUUUAAUUGGGAUUUAAUUUUAUGGUUACCAUAUUAUUAAAAAAUAUUUUUUUUCAUUACACAAGUACUCACAUUUUAAUAAUGAUAACACGGUUUAAACUUAAAACAAAUUGCAAUACUACUAUAGUUUUAUUCACCUUAAUAAACUAAUAAUAUUUAGUAAAGUUAUAACUGGACAAUAAUAGUAUUACUUUUAAUGUGUAAUUCAUUUGGAAAUGUAUUAACAAUUUAUUAUUAUUACUAUACUAAUAGUUGAAUAUUAGAAUAUUGUGAACUAUACUCUUAUUGUCGAAGUACAAAUUUCAAACAUUGUAUAGAGUGUAUGCAGUAUUUGUCAAUUGUACAAAAUAUUGUGUUUUUGUGUAUUUAUUAUUCAUUGGCAAUAGUAUAAUAAUAUUAUAGUCUAUUUUCCAGUUUUGAAAUUAACUUAAUAAUAGUAAUACAGUAGUAACAAUAAUAAUAAUAAUGAAAAUUAUAAUAACUUUAAAUAGUUUGAUGAGUCUUUGUAAUCAUUAAUUGUGUUUUAUAUAGAAUCUUUUUUGCUAAAAACGUUCGUUAUGCGUCAUUUUUAUUAAUUAUUUAUUUCAAUAGUAAAUUUCCGUUGUAUAUUGUAUAAUAAUUCAUAUUAGAUUCUUUAUUAUUGUAAUAUUAUUAUCGUUAAGUUGCAUUUAUAAUAUGUCGUCAACAAUAUUGUUAUGUUAGAUGUGAAGUUUGCAUAAUAUGAUAACUUUAUUUUUUCCUUUUCUCGUAAAGUAACAUAUGUUAUUGCAUCGUUAUAAAUUAUUAUAAUAUUAUUAUUAUAAAUAGCCAUUCAAGAAAUGUGAGAUGCUUUUGACAUAAUAUUUUAUCAAUAAUAAAUUUAAAAAAUAACAAUAACCAAAAUUCUAAAACUAUUGUCAAUAGUGCUGUAGCUUAUGCAUAUAAUUAUAAUAUUAAACACUGUUGUUGAUCGUUUUAAAGUCUAAAUUUAUUCGGAUUUCUUUUUUAAACUUGUGAAAAUAUGAAGAAAAAAAAAAAAUUAUAACAUCUUGAACAAGUACUAAAUUUGAAAGUUUUUUUUUAACAAUAAUUACAAUACAUGCGCAUGCAUUAUUAUAACCAACAACACAUAUUGAAAACUUGAUGGUUUCAUUCAAAAUAUUCUAUGAAAUAUCUUUGUGACAAAAAAAAAAAAAUAUUAUAUCAGUUAUAAAAAUUGCAAAAUAAAUAUCUUAUUUACCUGAUGUAAUAUAACAAUAAAUAUUUGUGUAGAAUGUAAAGAAAAUAUAAAGAUAUCGAUUACUGUUUGAAACACAAUUUAUAAAUCAAUUGAUUUUAUUAACUUUUGUAUUAAUUAAUAUAUUGAAUAUUUCAUCUAGUAAACCGGUUUGAAAACCAAAAAUCAUUUGUUUAUCGUAGAAAUAAAAACUGAUUAAUUAAUCGACUAUAUAGGACUCGAGAUAACUGUACAAUAUUUUUUUUUCAGUAUUUAUAUGUUAUAACAAACACAUAAUUUAAAAAAAAAAAAAAUGAACAAAAUGUAUGUGUCUAAUCUCUUUUGUGUUGAUAUUCUAAACUAAAUCUUAGUCUCAAAUUUAAUAAAUAUUUAAUUAUGGUUUAAAAUUGAAACAGAAUUUUUUCUUGUG